Messenger RNA from Paramisgurnus dabryanus, 3047 nucleotides. It is a transcript of the gene traf5, whose product is annotated as Tnf receptor-associated factor 5. Gene Ontology annotation, cellular component: cytoplasmic side of plasma membrane; plasma membrane signaling receptor complex. Gene Ontology annotation, biological process: regulation of canonical NF-kappaB signal transduction; signal transduction; regulation of apoptotic process. Gene Ontology annotation, molecular function: thioesterase binding; zinc ion binding; tumor necrosis factor receptor binding. The record is from RefSeq and is a predicted model, not a curated record. NCBI's taxonomy places the organism in Eukaryota, Metazoa, Chordata, Actinopteri, Cypriniformes, Cobitidae.
CUCAUAUGAAGCGCGCCUGGACGCCGCUCGCAGCUGUCAGAUAAUGAUUUCGUGAUUACUGCGUUGGAAUUAUUUUUUAAAUCAUUUUAAUUCACAGCUCAUAACAUAAACUGUUAACUCCAUCAACCCGCAGGGGAUUUCCCAUGUUGUGCACAGUGUUGCACAUGCACAUGAACAACAGUGACAAGCAGAUCCCAACUGUCACAUAAACCAAGUUUAAAUGGCAGCAGAAGAGAGCCAGGGUGCUGGAUUCACCCGGCAGAUCUCUGGAUCCUCGAGGUCAUGGGAGCUGGAGUCAUUUCUGACCAAUCGUACGCUUUGCUUUGUGACAAGAUUGGAGCAACAGUUCAUUUGUCCGUCCUGCAGUGGUAUUGUCCUAAAUCCACAUCAGACGGGCUGUGGACACAUCUUCUGUUCUCAGUGUAUACGCACAUACAUAGAAAAAGGAGAUAUUUCAAAAUGUCCUUUAGACAACAUUUCCAUUAAACCUGAAGAGACUUUUCAAGACAACUGCUGUAAAAGAGAACUGCUGAACUUAGAGGUUUACUGUAUCAACGCUCCAGACUGCACACAGAGGAUCACCUUAUGUUAUCUGCAGGACCAUCUGAAUGUUUGUCCAUAUGAGCGCCUCAGAUGCUCAAACUCAGGUUGCACAGAAGUUUUGUUACGUAUGAACCUAUUAGGACAUCAGACGAACAUCUGUUGCUUCAGACUGGAGUCCUGUGAACACUGCAGACAGUCUUAUCCUGUAUCCAAACUACUGGACCAUCAGAUGACCUCAUGCCCAGAAGUUGAGAUCCAGUGUUCUAACAACUGUCCACAGAUGAUCAAGAGACACAAGCUACAGGCGCACGAUGAUGAAUGUCCUGAAGUGCAGACAGACUGCGUUUAUAAAAACUAUGGCUGUACAGUCAGAGAUAAAAGAGGAAAAGUGGAGGUUCAUGAAAACACAGAGUUCAGCUCACACAUUCGGCUUGUGCUGGAGAGUAACACCAAACUUGAGAAACAGGUGGAGCAGUUACAGAAGGACAUGCUGGUCCAGCAGGGGACACUAAAGGACAAAAGUCUCACGCUCAGCAGUCUUGAGAGGGACAUCAGUUUAUGUGAUAACACAUUGGCUACCUUACAGAGGUCUGUAGAAGAGCAGAGAUUACGUAUCUGUAGUGUACAAUGUGAACUGCGGGACCUGCGAGGUGUUUUGGGCUCAAAGGUGCGUGAUGAGCUCCCAUCUCUCCCAUCUCUCCGAUCAUCCCUGGACUCACUCAGACAACAGGUGGCUGUCACUGAAAGCCUGAGGGAACACCUGGGUGCAUUAGAGCAGACGUGUCAGCGUCACAGCCGUUUGUUGGACAUUCACGUGGAACAGCUCCAGUGUAACGAGCAGCGGUUUAACCAGCUUGAAUCCACCUCCUAUGACGGCAAACUCAUUUGGAAGGUGCGCGACUACAGGCGGAGUAAAGAAGCCGGCACCCCCGUCAACUCCACCCCCUUCUACACCAGCCGUAGCGGCUAUAAGCUUAAAAUCAGGGCUUACCUCGGAGGAGACAGCUCAGGUAAAAGCACUCACCUGUCGCUCUAUGUCACCAUAAUGCACGGAGACUUCGACUCGCUCUUACCGUGGCCUUUCCGUCAAAACAUCACAUUGACAUUACUGGAUCAAAGCGGCUCGAGGAAUCACACGAGCAUUACUUUCACCCCCGAUCCGAACAGCGACAGUUUUUGCCGGCCGAUUUCCGAUGCCAAUGUGGCCGCAGGGUUCCCACGGUUCAUCUCUCACGGUGACCUGGAAACCCCUCGAAAUGCUGUUUAUGUAAGAGAUGGCACACUGUUCAUCAAAGCAAAGGUGGACACAACAGGGUUAGAAGACUUGUAGUUUUAACAAAACAUUACCUUUAAAACUUUGAAGUCUUAACAGUGUCACAUUAUAGAUGUCACAUAAACAGUUUUUUUAUAUGAUAUUUGUCAAUCUGAAUUCAGUUUCUUUUAUUUAAUUGACUCUUUUGAUCCAGUUGUGUUUAAUUUGUGAAAACAAAUAAGAAACGUUGUUAUAAAACAUUGCUUUGAAAUAAUGAAAUGUUAAAGGUGCAGUGUGUAAUUUUUAGAAGGAUCUCUUGACAUAAAUGCAAAAUAUUAUACAACACUAUAUUAUCAGUGGUGUAUAAAGACCUUUCAUAAUGAACCGUUAUGUUUUUAUUACCUUAGAAUGAGACGUUUUUAUCCACAUACAUCGAGGGUCCCCUUACAUGGAAGUCGCCAUUUUGUGUCGCCAUGUUUCUACAGAAGCCCUUAACGGACAAACUUUUUUAUUAAGUUGUCUCUGAUGAUGACAGAUGUCUCUGUUUGUCGGGUGGCAGCUAAAGUAGGUUUCAAAAACGAGGGGUUGCAAUGCGCAACCUCAACACUAGAUGCCGCAAAAAUGUACACACUGCACCUUUAAAGGGAAAAUAUAAUAAAAUGCACAUAAUAUUUGAUAUGAUUUGAGUCAGAUAAACAUAGAGGUUAUUAACAAUGUUAAAGUUUUUUAUCAACGGUUUUUUUUUAAAUCACGUUCUGAUAUUAUAUUUAAUGCUUGUGAAGAUGUCCAGGUUUUCAGCUCAUUGUAUGUCUGAUAGACUUUUACCUUUUUUCCCCAUUAAGAUUUCAAACUUAAUGUUAAUGUAAUAAACAAUGACCUGUUUGAUAAAAAGUUUUAUUUUUUACCCGUUUAGCUGAUUGUGUCACAUGUUUAACUCCACAGGUGUAAAGUACUGAAGUAUUUAUACUUUAUUCAAGUAUUUGUACUUUAUCAGGGUUUUUGUCAUGUCAUUCUUAUGAACACCGCUUCAAGUAAAGUGUUAGCGUACAUUUAAAAUGUAAUACUAUUUCAUUUAUACUCAAGUAAAACUUUAGUUGCCUUUACUUAAGAAAUGUAGGGAAUGUAGUGUUUAAUACUUUUUAUUAAAGUAAAAAUACUUCAGUACUUAAACUCUUACUGUAACAUUAGUUUUAUGUUAACCCAUAAGUUCUAGUCAAUUGGUAGAGUAUUAUGUCCAAGAAAACACAAGGUG